CUACUACCGUACGAUUCAAAAUCUGACUCAACUUUGACUCAAACUCAAAUCACCGUGACUCAUAUUCAAAAUUCUGAAUCAUUCUGUACAGCAUCUCCUUUCCUACAUAUGCCGGACACGACCCCCUAGUCCCUGUCCAUUAUCACCUUCUGCAUUUUGCAGACAUAUAUCUAAUAUGUCAACUCACUUGCGCCCGGAGGAUUCUCAACUCAUCAAUGAUCUGCACCAGCUCUCAAAGAAGUCGCCCAAGCUUGUACGAUCAACGGUGUACAGCGUGCCGUCAGAUCCCUCCAUCUCCGUUCGAAGCUGGAAGAUGAACGAGUUCAAGUACUAUGACAUUCCAUCGCCUUUUCCAACGCUAGCGAGAGGUCUGUUCAGCCGUGAACUUCCAUGUGGGGAUGACUCUAAGGGAGAGCAAAAGUACCAAAUCGUAGCUCGAGGAUACGAUAAGUUUUUCAACAUCGGAGAGGUCCCGUGGACCGAUUGGUCAACACUCUCCUUACAUACAGGACCCACGUAUACGCUGUCACUCAAAUCUAAUGGAUGUAUCAUAUUUGUCGCCCCCAUUUCUCCUUCAAAGUUGAUCGUCACGUCCAAGCAUGCACUGGGUCCAAUGCAAGGGGUCUCAGAAACACAUUCCGAGGUCGGCCAUCGGUGGCUCAAGAAGCACUUGGAAGAAAAGGGCAAAACUGAGGAACAACUGGCAUCGAGAUUAUGGGAGAAGAACUGGACAGCAAUCGCCGAGCUUUGCGACGACAGCUUUGAGGAGCACGUACUCCCUUAUCCUACCGAGAAGUCAGGUCUACAUCUCCACGGAAUAAACGAAACUUCGAGGGAAUUUCAUACCAUGCCUACGGAAACGGUUGACGCAUUUGCAGAAGAAUGGGGAUUUAUCAAGACGCCUGCCAUCGCCCUGAACUCAAUUCCAGAAGUAAAGUCCUUCACCGACGAUAUCGCAAAAACCGGGAAAUGGAAUGGCGAAGCACUCGAGGGAUUUGUAGUCCGUACGCACAUCAUCGAUCCAAAGCAGGGGUCUACCACUCGAAAUACGCCUCCUCCUUACCCAACAGGAUCCUCUUUCUUCUUCAAAGUAAAGUUCGAUGAACCGUACAUGAUGUAUCGCGACUGGCGGGAAGUCACUAAAACUUUGUUGUCGGCAAAAGGGCCACUCAACAACGUCAAACUGCCAAAGUCGAAGUUGAAGCGGAAGGAGACGCGCCUUUAUGUCGAAUGGGUAAAAAAGGAAAUAAGACAUAAUCCUAGCGCAUUUUCGGAGUAUUCGAAAGGCAAAGGCAUCAUCGCUACUCGCGAGAGAUUCUUGCAAUGGAUGGAGACCGACGAAGGGAAGAAGGGGUUAGUCGUGGAGAGUGAGGCGCCGCCAACCACAAAGGAGUUUGGGAAGACGAUAAUUUUACCUGUUGCCAUUCCCGGGUGUGGCAAGACGGCUGUUUCUAUUGCGCUUGCUUCUCUAUUCAAUUUCGGACACACCCAGAGUGACGAUGUACAAGCGAAAAAAUCCGGCUCCGCGUUCAUCAGGAAUGUUGUCAAUCUCUUGGAGGACUAUGAUGUUGUUAUAGCCGACAAGAAUAACCACCUCAGGCAACAUCGUGACUCUCUACGCGAAGCCGGUGCCAAAAUGGACCCCCCUGUUCGUCUCCUCGCGUUGAAUUGGUCGCUCGAUCGACCUCAAGCGACAAUCCAUCGGAUAUGCGGUGAUAGAGUUUUUGCGCGUGGUGAUAAGCACCAGACUCUUCGCGCUGAUACCCUGGCCAAGGCGCAUGAAGACGUCAUAUGGCAGUUUAUCCGUUCUUCAGAGGAGCUUGCCGACCAAGAGGUAGACGUAAGCAUAGAAAUGGACAUCGAAGAUACCCUUGAGGAGGCCGUAGGCCGUGCAGUUGCUGCGUGCGUCAGUACCCUUGGUCUUCGGCAGCCAAGUGCAGAAGAGAUCGACGAGGCCGUACGCAAGGCCCGUGAUUACGUGCCUCAGACAAAGAAGCCUCAAGAAGAGAAGAAGAAAAAGAAAGAUGAGCAAUCCACGCCGCGCUACUUCGGACUCCUCCCCGAAGUCGAUCUCAUUGAUGUCAUCGGGAAAAAAAUGGAAGACGCAUCGGACGUACCAGAAAAUGGAAAAGCGUUCUGGAAUGCUCUUGUUGCCGGACAUCGUCUCCAUAGAAUGGCACUUCCUCCCUCGUUCACCUUCACUCUCGGUCAUUUGGUCUGGAAUAAACGAAUUAUGGCCAUCACCGUGGAUGACUUCGACCUCGACGGCUCGCCAGACAAUCCCUCUUCCGCAGGUCAGGAAGGUAGUGAGUUUGUGUCGAAACUGUCGGAGGAAGUCCGAAAUUCUUUGCACGUAACGGUUGGAACAAGCGAUCCUCAGGUAGCCCCUUUUGAAGCGAAGGCACUUGUGGAGGCGUGGCGUUUUGGGAAGAGAUCAGGUAUUGGCUCACUCGAACUCGAUGGGCUGACAGCGCGGGGCAGAAUGAAAGGACUUUUUAAUUGAAGAUGCUGUGGUCUUGUUUCUUUAAGUAACGGCUUCAUGACCAUAAUAUGACCAACGUACAUCCCCUCUCAUCAACCCGCCAUCAAUAAAACUGUAUCAAUACCAAUAGCAAGUCAAUAGUACACACAACUCAAUGUCACUUUCUGGAGAAAUCAAAACACUACGCGUGGGUUUUGGAUGUUAUUAUUGGUCAGUGAAUAUCGCGCAAAUGUGAAUACUGAGGAAGUGCAGAUCUCGCUCAAUUCUCCCGAU
Suillus subalutaceus is the source of this 2755-nucleotide messenger RNA. Its product is annotated as RNA ligase-domain-containing protein. Gene Ontology annotation, biological process: tRNA splicing, via endonucleolytic cleavage and ligation. The record is from RefSeq and is a predicted model, not a curated record. Gene Ontology annotation, cellular component: nuclear inner membrane. Gene Ontology annotation, molecular function: ATP binding; RNA ligase (ATP) activity. Bases 176 to 2503 code for a protein of 775 amino acids. Lineage: Eukaryota; Fungi; Basidiomycota; Agaricomycetes; Boletales; Suillaceae. The transcript is spliced from 6 exons.